AGGCAAUGAAAGCUUACAAUGAGCACUGCGCGAAAAACGGCCAGCCUGCAAACCACGAGAAGGCCAAGGAGCUCUUAGCUGCCUUUGGUGGAGCCUUUAUCGACCGCAUGGUCGAGACGAAGGGUUUGGACGCCAUAGACAGACAGAAGGCCAAGCAUCAUGCCAAGGAAACUGCCUACGAUAGGUCUGGUUAUUAGUCGUCAGCAGCAACCUCAUGCGACCCAAUACCCAACCAAUACCAUUGUUGAUCUUCAUGUAACAAAUGUAACGAUAAUAUACACGACCCCAAGUAUUAUAUGAUAUAUAUUAUGCAUCCAUGUUUGAACAGUA
Messenger RNA from Suillus subalutaceus, 330 nucleotides. RefSeq lists its product as uncharacterized. The coding region runs from base 6 to 197 and encodes 63 amino acids. NCBI's taxonomy places the organism in Eukaryota, Fungi, Basidiomycota, Agaricomycetes, Boletales, Suillaceae. The transcript has 4 exons. The record is from RefSeq and is a predicted model, not a curated record.